CAAAGUAGGUGUGUAAACAGGCUCUGGGAAAAAAGUAAUAUUGCACUCUUCUACUGCACUAGAGUAUUGGCUCGGCAGAUCACUUACUUCUGACGUUCCAAAGCCUCAGGGAGUUAGCUCGAUUGUCUGUCUUUGAUAAGGUCCUUGUAUACCAGUGAAUUGAUUCAUUGCCCGCGAAGUGCAUUUUAAAAGCAGCUCUUUCGUAAAGGUAAGCAUUUGUAACCAUAUCAAGAUUGUACGCUAUAUGGAGUCUUUUGCAUCGAUCCACUUUUAUUUAAUUCCAUUUAGUAUGGUUGUAUGCCAGUUUGGUGGUAAGGAAUUAGUCGCGUGUUGUUAUGUAUCUUCCGGGACCAGGCCAGCCUUCUUUCUUUGAACUCCUCACAACUAAACCUUCAGCCCAGUUGGUUAAGAAACAUUCUUGGUGUUCCACUGUUUCUCUCAAUUAUUGACGCUUUACCAUUAGAAAGACUAGUAUUUACGUGAAUGUACAGCUAGGAAUUAUCCAACUUGAUCGGACGGAGGAGGGGCGACGGCUGUGCGUGCGAAAUGCAAACAAACAGUCAGGGGGUGCCUAAACUUUGAACGAUUUCGAACGUGCCUGGCUGUAGGAGAACAUGGAUGGUAAGUUGUAGCGAAGCUGUUCCACAGGCCCCCUCUCUUGGCCGCUUUGAUGUGCUGCUGCUCGGCUUUGAAGUUGAGAACGCGGGGCUAUGUUUCUUGUUUGUGGGCGAGAAAUACGGCGAGAUAAGAAGCUUAUGUGUCUGUGCGCGCGAGCGCGUACGCGGGACUCAGAUUUUUAAAAAAAAAAAAAAAAAAAAAGACCAUUUCUCUGUCUGCGCGGCUUCUCUAGCUGGGAAAAGUGGGAUGUAUUCUACAACCGGAGCCCCCUCCUCCUCGUUUACUCCUCCAGAUUUUGACACCCCCAGAGAGCUACAUAGGGACUGAGCCUGCCACUUCUGAGGUCACUUGUGAAUGGAAGAAGGCUACGUUUACAGUAUUUUCCCUUCGAGAAAGGACACGCGUGGCGCGGCAGAUGCGGUGCAUGCUCACAUUUUGUGUUUGGAUUACUUGCCCACGAGUUACGGACUGCCAUCGUCUUUUCAACACAACAAAAUGGAAUAACGCCUCAACUUUUCAAAUGCACUUCUGUCGGAUAUAACCUGCGAUGAGUGAAGAGGAGCGGAGAAGCUCCCCCGCUGCUUUUAGAGAGUGAGUAGGAUUAGGCUGGAGCUCAGUGGAGGCACCACGGCACUCUCACAUUGGCAACCGGAGCUGGAGCCAUGAGCAGGGCGCUUACGGAGCACAUCACCAGUAGCUUCCGAGAAGAUGCUCCUCGUCCUCCGGUACCGGGAGAGGAGGGAGAGUCGUCAUGCUACAUACCCAGCCGGUCUGGAAAAAUGAAAGCCCUUAACAAGGUUAAAGAUAAUCCUGCUGCCGCCACUCUCCCCGGCUCCACUCCAAGGAGGAACGAGGAUGGCUUGGGGGAGCCGGAGGGAAGUGCGUCCCCAGACUCGCCACUGAUCCGGUGGACAAAGUCUUUGCAUUUUCUUCUUGGCGAUCAAGAUGGUGCUCAGCUCUUUAGAACCUUUUUAGAGCAAGAGAAUUGCGUGGACACCUUGGACUUUUGGUUUGCGUGUAACGGCUUCAGGCAAAUGGACUUAAAGGAUACCAAAACACUACGAGUUGCCAAAGUUAUUUUCAAACGGUACGUCGAGAACAACAGUAUCGUCGCCAAGCAGCUCAAACCAGCCACCAAGACCUACAUAAGGGAUAGUAUUAAAAAGCAACAGAUAGACUCUGCCAUGUUUGACCAGGCACAAACAGAGAUCCAGUCCAACAUGGAAGAGAACUCUUACCAGAUUUUUUUGACCUCUGACAUAUACCGCGAAUAUGUGCGCACAGGUUGUGAGAACGCAGCGUACGCAAAUCAUGGCACGCUCGGAAGCCUCAAGCUUAUGUGUGGAUACCUUCCACCGCUUAUGGAGGAAGAGGAGUGGAGCUGUCAUGACCUGAAGGCAAAGGCUUUAGGUUCUGUGGUCGGACUUUCGGCUAAAUCCCUAAGGGCAACUGCAACCAUCCGGACAACAGCUGAAGUUCUGGAGAACAGUUGCAGGGCACACCGUCGAGGAGACAAUGCCAGCCCUUAUUUUGUCAACUCUGGCUACAUCUUUGCUCCUGCCACAAGUGCCAAUGACAGUGAGAUCUCAAGUGAUGCUACGACUGAUGAUUCAAUGUCAAUGACAGACAGCAGCGUAGAUGGAAUCCCUCCUUAUAAGCUUGCCCCCAAGAAACAUCUACAGCGAGAGAUGAACCGCAGUGUCAAGAUCAAUGGCCAGGUUACGCUUCCCCACUUUCCAAGGACACGUCGUCUGCCUAAAGAAAUGACCCCUGUUGAACCUGCAUCUUUUGCUGCCCAACUCAUAACGCGACUUGAGAAGCUGAAGCGAGAGCAAGAAACCAUGAGCUCUUUGGCUGAGAGACUUCAACAGAUCCAAGAGGAGGAGGAAAAAGAGGAUAGCAUGGACCUCACCAGCAACACCUCCCUCCAUCACACUCUUCUUCCAUCUGGUAGCCAAUGUGAGGAAGAUCCCCAAGCUAUCCUUGAUGAUCAUCUAUCAAGGGUCUUGAAGACACCUGGCUGCCAGUCCCCUGGUUUGGUUCGGCACUCACCGCGUUCACGGUCCCCAGAACGGACAGGUGCCUUGGUACCUUCAGGACACGGGUCUUUCUUUGGUGCUUUUCCUGGUGUUGCCAAAAGUCUGAUGUCAGGCCGUCAGUCCACAAAAUACACCCAUCACCAUUAUAUUCACCAUCAUCAUACUGGGCCAAAGACUAAAGAGCAGAUUGAGGUUGAGGCAGCGCAGCGUGUUCAGUGCCUCUGCCCCUCAGGAGGCGCCAAUUACUCUGAUUUUACCCCUGUUCGCUGCAGCACUUUGUCAAGACGGCAAAUCAGGUCAUCCGAUGAGGGUUUGUUGUCACCAUGCCUUCCUCUUGGUACCGCUGACCGAUCUCAGAAUGUUUGGCAGUGGAUUCUAGAAAGUGAGAGACAAGGCAAACACAAGCCUCACAGCUGUCCUGGCCUUAAGAAGCCCAACCCCCUUGACUUCAAGACCCUGUCUGCUCAAACUCACUCUUUAUGGGGUGGGGGUGACACUGGUUCUGGAGUGAACAUCCGUGGGCACCACCCCGGUCAUCCAUUUGUACAGGACCCAGCCAUGCCACCGCUGCCACCACCUAACACUCUAGCACAGCUUGAAGAGGCCUGUCGUAGACUGGAGGAGGUCUCCCGAACACCAAAACCAAGGUAUUCAACAACAGCCAUUAGCCCCAGAGACCAGAGCCAUCCAGCCACAGCCUUACCUGUUGGAAGCAGCUCUCUAGCCAGUCCUAGACGACAAACAGAUGGGACUAAUGAACUCAUGGUCACCUACUUCUUCUGUGGUGAGGAAAUUCCCUACCGGAGCGUGAUGAAGACUGACUGCCUCACAUUGGGACACUUUAAAGAACAGCUUAGCAAAAAAGGCAACUACCGGUACUACUUUAAAAAGGCCAGCGAUGAGUUUGAGUGCGGCGCCGUAUUCGAGGAAGUGUGGGAGGACACCACGGUUUUGCCCAUGUACGAUGGAAAGGUCCUGGGCAAGGUGGAGAGGAUGGACUAAUAUCACUGGCAACAUCCUGAACACCAAAAAGCUAAAGUCCCAGAAACUUGAGGAAGAGAGUCUGUAAUAAACUUUAUUUCUUUAAAUUAUCAAUACUAAGAGUUAAUAUAUCCAGCACAAGGAGUGAUUGAAGGAAGACGAGCUAAUGAAGUAUGCCUAACUCAGAGAGGGGUUGUCCCUCCCUCAUUUUCUCAACCAACCAGCCUUACAAACACAAGGGAACGACAUCAGAAACUUUAAAAGACCAACUGAAGGGGUGGAACCCUUUACUGCUUCUUGAAUAUAUAACCACUGUUUUGAUGCGUAAUGAGAGACUGUUGUGCGUUUACACUGACACGCGGGUCAAGUGCAACGGACUAGCAGGAGGACUGGAGAUACGCAGUAUGACAGCCAGCCUACCCUUCAGCUUACUACAUAGUUACAAAGUGUUUAUACAUGUGCAUAUACAUACGUGCAUAUAUGUAUAUAUACAUGUAUUGUAUUUAGAUGCAUUGUGUCAAGAGUUGAAGGUUGUUAUUAAAUAUUUAUUGAAAAAAAAAAAAAAAAUCCCUCGUAACCCCUCCCAACCUGUUCCUGCCCACUCCCCAUUUCCAGCCAAAAGGCAAGCUGCUUUGAAUGUUGGGAGAAUACUGUGGUGAAAUUGUUUAGUAUUUUUGUUAUGUUUUGACGUUACAAUACACAAAGGAUGUGACGCUAGCCUAGCACCACCCACCGCCUUGUUACCCCUCUGAUCCGAUUUGACAUCCUUCUGUGGGUCUUGGUCAAGGCUCCUAAUGGUCAAUCCCAGUCUUAUAUGCUGCUGAAGGUUUGAAAUGCUAGUUUUGUCACUCUAGUGUUUCUUCCCCCUUUGCUGGAGCUCACUUUUUGUCUCUAAACUGUCAGCAGAGCUCAGUUUAUGUGUUGUGCCUUUGUUUGUAAACCGGGCUUUGCACAGGGGGAUACACACAGAGCAGAGACCUGGAACACAAUUUGUGUCAUCUAAUAAUGGUCGUGUUUACAGCUCACACACCAAAAUGAAUUGAGCUAACAAGAACAAGUUUGGAAAAAGUGAAAAAAAAAUGAAGAACAAUGGCUCCGAUAUCCUUUGAAUGUUGCGAUAGUGACUUUGUAUUUAACAGAACUCCUGUAUACAUUGUAAUUAUGCAUCGGAAAGUAUGGAUACUGACACUCGUGUUGCACAUCAGGAUUAUAUGCUCAAAAAAACACAGAUAAGAACACACUAUUGCUGGUGUUUUAGGAAUACAGCGCUUGUGCCUAAAUGGAUGCCAUACCAUGUGCUACCCUGUUUCAGGGUUUUAAUAUAUAUCCCUUGGUUUUCAGAAGGGUUUUUAUGUUCAAAGAUAUUUUUAUGCUUUUAAUGAUAUCAUGUAAUCAUGUUUGUUUGUUUUUACAUCACAGCCUUUUUUCAUUCUAUCAAAACUGUAAAUUAUACAUUAUAUAAAGAGUUUCAUUUAAAGAUUUACAUGGACCUAUAAUUAUUGUAAUUAUUGAGAGAUGUAGCCUUUAUUAAAGUUUUAUAUUUUUCAAAUGAAAUCAAUGCUUGAGGGUGUUUCUUUCUCAGUCAACAUUUUCACAUGUUCAGUUUUUAAAUGAACACCUUAUGAUUUUUUUUUUUUCACAGAAUUGCUUUGAAAACAUUUGCUAGGGAGAGAUGGAUAUGUCUUUCAUUAGUUGACAUGGCCUUUAUGAAAGGAAAUAAAGACAAGUUGCCAUAAUCUUACACAGAUAAAUGGAUAAUAAAGUCGUGAUGUAAGUAUAUCGAUUAAUACGAGAACAAUUGAGGAUCUCAUCAAGUAACAUUUUAGUAAGGUACACCCAUCAAUGUGCUCCUGGAAACCAAGGGGUGACAAAGAAAAUGGAAAGAAUAUAAGCCACAGCAUUAAGAGAUACCCACCCUACAACAGCUCUACAUAUCGUGCAAAUGGCAUGGGGUGAUGGUCAAGGAAACACAGGAUCUCAUGACUAUAUCUGCAUUUAAAAUGCCAUCAAUAAAAUGCAUCCAUGUUCAUUGUCUAGAGCAGGGGCCCUCAAAUCCAAAUCUUGAAGGUCCACAAAAUUUUUUCAUACAAGCAUGGGUCCAUUUAUUAAUGUUGGUCGGGUACAAGUAAGGU
Corythoichthys intestinalis (scribbled pipefish) is the source of this 5770-nucleotide messenger RNA. RefSeq names its product axin-2-like. The transcript is spliced from 11 exons. The record is from RefSeq and is a predicted model, not a curated record. NCBI's taxonomy places the organism in Eukaryota, Metazoa, Chordata, Actinopteri, Syngnathiformes, Syngnathidae. Gene Ontology annotation, cellular component: nucleus; beta-catenin destruction complex; plasma membrane. Bases 1281 to 3659 code for a protein of 792 amino acids. Gene Ontology annotation, molecular function: ubiquitin protein ligase binding; beta-catenin binding; protein kinase binding. Gene Ontology annotation, biological process: regulation of centromeric sister chromatid cohesion; positive regulation of proteasomal ubiquitin-dependent protein catabolic process; positive regulation of protein kinase activity.